AUGGCUUGCUGCUUCGGUCAGACCAUUCGACAGCUCGCCAACGGUGGCGCACCUUCCGAGAACAUAUAUGGCUGCGAUUUGCAGCCAGAUUUUAUCGAUUUGGGUUACAGUCUGUUCAAAGAUCGCGAGAAGCUCAAGACAAAAUUCUUGGUAGCUGACAUAUUCGAUUCCCAGUCGGCGCUCACGGAGGUUAAAGGCCAGAUCGACAUGGUCUACGCUGGAUCAUUUUUCCAUCUAUGGGGAUACGAGAAACAAGUCGAAGUCUCUAAAGCCGUUGUCGCGUUGCUACGUCCGCAGCCAGGCUCGAUGAUACUCGGUCGUCAGGUUGGAGCCACUGAGCCUCUUGAGAAGAUUGGCCCUACAGGCACGAUGUAUCAGCAUAAUGUCGAAAGCUUCAAAAAGAUGUGGAAGGAUAUAGGAGAUGAUCUUGGCAUCAAGUUCAACGUGGAAGCCAAACUCAAGCCGCUAAGUAGAGACCAUUUGAAGUUCCAUCUGGACAACACGAAGCGGCUGUGGUUUGUCGUUCGCCUCGAAUAG
This is a messenger RNA of Alternaria atra, 537 nucleotides long. RefSeq lists its product as uncharacterized. The transcript has a single exon. The record is from RefSeq and is a predicted model, not a curated record. Lineage: Eukaryota; Fungi; Ascomycota; Dothideomycetes; Pleosporales; Pleosporaceae. The coding region runs from base 1 to 537 and encodes 178 amino acids.